UUGAAGGGUGUGUGAAAAAAAACAAAGCGCGUGCAGGGAACUAGUUUUGAACAUUGAAAUGCCCCUAAUUCUUUACUGAAGGUUGUGCCAGUGCAUGGCGCAUGCUCAGUGAGACAAGGGAGUGUUGGAGACAGCCAACAGUGCAGGGAAAGGCAAGACGGGCGAAAAGAAAAGCCCGUCUUCCUUUCGAAAGCGAAAAACUACGUAAACGGAGCUUCGUUGUAUGUCGUCGCUUCACACCCGGCCAUGACAACGACACAGGGAUGUAUUAUUACUGCAAUCGGAAUAAAAUGAGCGCUAAUGCUGCCGGGCCUGGAGCGGAGAGUUGCGGGGCCGGGUGUCCGCAUAGCGCCAGCCGCUGCUGCGGGGGAGGAGGCUGCAGUGAGCCCGUAAGCGUUGACGGAAGCUCGGCCGCUGCGGCUACAGCCACCAGCGCUGCCCCAGUGCGGAGCUCAGACAGGGAAAGCAGCGUAGCAGAGGCCCAGGCGUUCCGCGAAUGGCACGAUGCCACCUCAGUUGUUACGGAUCCGGCCCAGAUAAUGAACAAGGACGGAUUUUUUACGAACGGCGCUGCUGAUAUCACACGGGAGGGAGGCGAAUGCACGGAAUCGGGGGAAUACGGUGGAGGACGCGGGCGUUUUUGCAGACAAAGCGCUGGAGCGGGCGAGGAUAACAGCAUUAAUAUUAAUCACGAAGGAGCUGGUGCGCGAUGUUUCAUGAGUGCUACCAUACGGAGGGACGAGCGCAGACCGAGCGUGAGACUGCCGCCGGUGCGCACCGCGAGAGCCCGACGAGGACACACGGCACACGCCGAGACCGAACGCGCGAUGAUGACGGCCGCUGCAAGGUGUGGUCACGGGAAUUCCGACCCCGCAGUCAUUAAGCGCCGGGGAUGCAGUUUCACUCGAGUUUCCAAGAGAGUGUGUUUCUCGGGCACGUACUGCGGCAGCUCGGUCGCCGCGGCCCGCGUUGGUUCCAAUGGUGUGGCUCACGUGAAGAGCUCCGCGAGCACUGCCGAGACUUUUAAGCGCACAUCUUUACGUCGCAUCCAGUGCGUGAAAACUACCGGGGCACAAAAAAUGAAUUUUGCAGCGUGCCCGCCUGAUGAAAAUGCCCAGCUGCCCACAUCCAGGACGGCGAAGGGGCGCGUCAGACUGUACAGGGUGCGCUCCUUUCUUGCCAGCCAUAACAACGGGGUCAGCGGAAACGGUGCCCCGCACAAUAGCCUCCCAUCGCAACCCUCCCCCCAAGCCCCCGAGCCUGAGUAUGACUGCGUAAAAAAGCCCAUGUUUGCCCUCUCUAUCAGUCCUUCUCAGGCUGGUAGUGGGCCUCCUAACGGGACAGAGCCAGAGCCAAAGAAGAGUGACGGUACAGGUGUGGGCAUUGAUGCUGAGGGGACUGAGGGCCCCAGCACAGAGCAGAUAGAGGCAGUGAGGGGCGAAGCGGAACGCAGACAGGCUGAGCUGGAGGGUCGUACCGAACACCUCUGGAGGCGCCUGCAGGCCGUGCAGGUGAAGCAGGUGGAGAGGCAUGUCACACAGCAACUGUGUGGCCUAUACAGGAGCACGGGGUUGAGCUGCCCCCGGAGGCCCAGUGUCAUGUCCAGAAACUCGACUGAGCUGAGCAGGCUGGCACGGAGCUGCAGCGAGAUCCUCCGGACUGCUGAGAGUGCUCUGGACUCGGACCACACGGCCAGCAGCUCUGGAGGCGACAGUGACAGUGAGGAAGAUGAGGGAUUGGAGAAUAGAGGUCGCCGCUUUAGACCCCUGUCGAACAAAUCAAUUGACACUAGCAAAGAAUGGCAGUGGGUGGAGAGGAGGGCAUGGCUUGGCAGCAGGUGGGUGUGGCUUCAGACUCAAGUAUCAGAGCUGGAGUAUCGGAUCCGUGCGCUGACGGAGCUUUACACGCAUCUUCGACAGGGAAAGGUGCGGUCCACUUACUCUUGCCCUGACACACCACUCAGAGCAUCAAAUUCCUCCCCCACAUCACACUGCAAGUUAUCCUCUGCUGGGGAUUCUAACAGGAAGUGGCAGUCAGAAGAAUCCACCUCCCCGCAAACAGUGCCCUGUCCACCUUCUUCUGCUGCACGGGUUCGACCGUUACUCAGGCAACGGCGUCACAGACUCAUUCGCCUAGAAGAUUGUGCAGCAUUGGGGUCAAAGCCGGUUUCGUUACAGUGUUGGUGUGAACCCCAAACUGUGUGUGUGUUAUGUGGUGGUGCUCCUCCUCGCUCCCCAUCAGACAAGGAGAAGGGUCUGUGGAUGCAUCAGACUUUGCUCGAUAUGUCCGUUCACCCUGUCCUCUCAUUGCCAUCUGAUUCACCCCUCACACUGCAUUGUGGGAUACGCCCGCUGGCCGGGCACCAUUCUCAUGAUUCACUGCAGUGGACAGACAUGUCAUCAGCGUCCUCUUGGCUGGGGAGGCGGGGCCAGGGACGAGUUGGGAGAGUGAGGCGGCGACUAGUUUGUCCCCGUCCGCCUAAUGCACUGCCUCCUUUAUUUAACACACCUGGUGGUUCCGGGUGCAGAAGCCAGCGAGGUGUUAUUAUUCCAAACUAUCUUCAUCCACGAGCUCCAGAAUUGCCAAUCUUGCCGGCAACACCCCAAGCGACAGACACACCUGCUCAGCCUUUGCGAAGGAGAAGAGCGGAAAGCUCGUUUGACAUCGACAACCUGGUAAUGCCUUUGGGCCUGGCUGGACUAGGUGCACGAGUACAGAAAUUGCAAUACAAGGAAAUUAUCACCCCAAGCUGGAGAGAGCUGGACUCUCUCUCAGGGGUCUCUAAAUACCAGGAGGGGCCACAUGCCCUGUCGUUGAAUAACAAUAAUAUACAGCACCAGCCCAAUGGGGAAGGACUGGACAAUGAGGAAGAGGUGGAGGAUCUCUCUGAAUCUCUGUUUCUGAGCCGCCAUGCAGUGUGUGAGAGCCGAGAGAGGAGUCGCUGGGGGAGUUGGGCUCGCAGACGUCGCCGGGGCAGAUCUUCUUCCUCCUACCAUGGGGAUGGGAAGAGCUCCAGGGGAUAUGAGCAGACACCUGGCUCUCCAGACUCCAGGCAGAGUCAUUUUGCUGAAGGAGACGUCUCGCCACGCAGCCCCUUCUGUACUGGAGCGGAAGAUCCCUUCAGCCAGGCUGAGGAAGAACAGCAGGCUGUGCUGCCAUGGGAACGCCGGUCGUUCCCCUUGCAGGAGUCAGAACUUCAAUGGCUGCAGGAGGAGGAAGAGGCAGAGCCUGACGAGGACCCGUGCACCGCCAGCGGCCGCAGCCAAAGCACGGACUCGGGCAUCUCUGUGGGCAGCCUGGAGCUCUCCCCGAUGACCCCUCAUCCACCUCAGCAGCACUCAGGCACCGAGCGAACCACUCUUCACAUGCUGUCCUGCAAACCAGCCACCCCGACGACAGUCUCUACAGCUCAGGAAUCUCCCACACUUCCUCGUUCCUUCCACUCGUCCUCUCCGUUAUCAUAGCGCAUUAUUUGUCCAGCCGUUUUUCCUUCUCUAAUAUGAAAACAAAACCAUGACCCUGUCCUCCCCAUUUAUCUAACCAUGAGCACCGUGUGUCCUUACCCUGAAUCCUCUGGAGCCUUACAUGAAACCACAGAGCCUAUUAUUUAUAAUCUUCCCUCAAACCCUCACUCAUUUGCCCAAGAACAGCCCAGUUUUCCUAUUGAGCAUCUCUAGUCCUUCCUCAUCAUCAUUUCAAGUCUUCUUCACCAGCCUGCCCCCGGUUACAGAUGCUGUUUGAGCUGA
Messenger RNA from Pimephales promelas (fathead minnow), 3746 nucleotides. Its product is annotated as KAT8 regulatory NSL complex subunit 1. NCBI's taxonomy places the organism in Eukaryota, Metazoa, Chordata, Actinopteri, Cypriniformes, Leuciscidae. Gene Ontology annotation, molecular function: histone acetyltransferase binding. The record is from RefSeq and is a predicted model, not a curated record. Gene Ontology annotation, cellular component: NSL complex.